ACAAUGCUGAUCCUGAUCCUGCUGCCCGUGGCCUUUCUCCUCCCCCCCGGGGCUGGGGCUGGUGAGAUCAUUGGGGGCUGGGAAGCCCAGCCCCACUCCAGACCCUACAUGGCCUCUCUGAAAAUACAACGUGGAAACAAGAGUGUUCGCUGUGGAGGGUUCCUGGUGUCGGAGAACUUCGUGCUGACGGCUGCUCACUGCAAUGGAGACAAGAUCAUUGUCGUCCUGGGAGCCCACGACAUUACCAAUGAGGAAAGGAGCCAACAAGUGAUCACUGUGAGCCGUGCAUACCCCCAUCAGGAUUAUGACAAGGAGUCCCAUAAUAAUGAUAUCAUGCUCCUGGAGCUGGCAGAGAGAGCGAAGCUGAACAGAUGGGUGGGUACCAUCGCCCUGCCCUGCGCCAACGAGAGAGUAAAGCCUGGGGCUGUGUGCAGCGUUGCCGGCUGGGGCGGCACUAGCACAGAGUGUGAAUCGACCCCGGCCAGGCUCCAGGAGGUGGACGUGGUUGUGAUGCAGGAUGCCGCAUGUCUGAGGAAUCCUAAUGGGCCAUAUCAUAACUAUAACUCCUCCAGCAUGAUGUGUGUGGGGGAUCCAAAGAUGGGCAAAGACUCUUGGAAGGGCGAUUCUGGAGGCCCCCUGGUGUGUGGGAAAACAGCCCAGGGUGUCGUCUCCUGGGGGCCUCCCACCCCUCCCGGGGUGUACGUGAAAGUCUCCACCUUCAUCCCCUGGAUACGGGCGACAAUGAGGAAGCUGCAGCCCUAA
This is a messenger RNA of Mauremys mutica (yellowpond turtle), 762 nucleotides long. RefSeq names its product granzyme H-like. The transcript has 5 exons. The record is from RefSeq and is a predicted model, not a curated record. The coding region runs from base 4 to 762 and encodes 252 amino acids. Gene Ontology annotation, cellular component: cytoplasm; intracellular membrane-bounded organelle. Lineage: Eukaryota; Metazoa; Chordata; Testudines; Geoemydidae. Gene Ontology annotation, biological process: proteolysis. Gene Ontology annotation, molecular function: serine-type endopeptidase activity.